Nicotiana tabacum (common tobacco) is the source of this 2134-nucleotide messenger RNA. RefSeq names its product D-3-phosphoglycerate dehydrogenase 1, chloroplastic-like. Lineage: Eukaryota; Viridiplantae; Streptophyta; Magnoliopsida; Solanales; Solanaceae. Gene Ontology annotation, cellular component: chloroplast stroma. The record is from RefSeq and is a predicted model, not a curated record. Gene Ontology annotation, molecular function: phosphoglycerate dehydrogenase activity; NAD binding. Gene Ontology annotation, biological process: L-serine biosynthetic process.
ACUCGUCAGUCGCACUUAUAAAACCUCUCCAAAUCCCUCCUUUACAACAUCUCAUUUUCCUACUCCUUCCGCCGCCGCAAUCUCCGCCGUCUCACCGAGUUACGCCGGAGAUAGUAAGUCUACCACAAUGGCGGCUUCCGCUUCUUCAACUAUCCUUUUCUCUUCAAAAUCAUCACGCGCCUCUCUCUCAUGGAAAAACCAACUCGCUUCCACCUCCGCCUUAGGCAUCUCCGGCGUUUCCCUCCGCCGCAGCAGCAGCCACCGUCAGUUCGUCGUUUUCUCCAUGGACGCCAAACCUACGGUUCUCGUCGCCGAGAAACUCGGGGAGGCAGGGCUGAACCUUCUAAAGGAAUUCGCGAACGUGGAUUGCUCAUAUAAUUUGAGCCCCGAGGAGCUGUGCACUAAGAUCUCGCUUUGUGAUGCGUUGAUUGUCCGGAGUGGAACGAAGGUGAGCCGUGAGAUCUUUGAAUCUUCCGGUGGACGGCUCAAAGUUGUUGGGCGUGCUGGUGUCGGGAUUGAUAACGUUGAUCUAGCGGCGGCGACGGAGCAUGGAUGCCUAGUGGUUAAUGCGCCCACUGCUAAUACAGUUGCUGCUGCCGAGCAUGGCAUCGCUCUUCUCACCGCUAUGGCUCGGAAUAUUGCUCAAGCUGAUGCUUCCGUCAAAGCCGGGAAAUGGCUGAGGAACAAAUAUGUUGGUGUCUCCCUGGUAGGCAAAACACUUGCUGUGAUGGGUUUUGGGAAGGUUGGAUCAGAAGUUGCAAGGCGAGCUAAGGGGCUUGGCAUGCAUGUUAUUGCUCAUGACCCAUAUGCCCCUGCUGACCGUGCACGUGCUAUUGGGGUGGAACUUGUGAGCUUUGAUGAAGCCCUCGCAUCUGCUGAUUUCAUCUCACUUCACAUGCCCCUCACCCCUGCUACAAAGAAGAUCCUGAAUGAUGAAACUUUUGCAAAGAUGAAAAAGGGUGUACGGAUUGUGAAUGUUGCUCGUGGGGGUGUGAUUGAUGAAGAAGCUUUGGUGAGGGCACUUGAUGCAGGCAUUGUGGCACAGGCAGCACUUGAUGUUUUCACUGUGGAGCCGCCACCAAAAGAUAGCAAGUUGAUUCAACAUGAUAAUGUGACUGCAACUCCACAUCUUGGUGCUAGUACUAUGGAAGCUCAGGAAGGCGUGGCAAUUGAGGUAGCGGAAGCAGUUGUUGGCGCUUUGAAAGGGGAGCUCUCUGCUACAGCUGUCAAUGCACCUAUGGUUCCUGCUGAGGUUCUAUCAGAGCUGAAGCCUUAUGUCGUGCUUGCCGAAAAACUUGGUAGACUUGCUGUCCAGCUAGUUGCAGGUGGAAGUGGUGUGAAAUCAGUGAAAGUAACAUAUGGUUCAGCUAGAGCACCUGAUGAUCUCGACACAAGACUGCUUCGUGCCAUGAUAACUAAAGGCUUGAUUGAGCCUAUUUCCAGUGUUUUCAUUAACCUGGUAAAUGCAGAUUUCACUGCUAAACAAAGGGGACUACGGAUAGCUGAAGAACGAAUUCUUCUAGAUGGUUCACCAGAAAGUCCAGUUGAGUUCAUUCAGGUUCAGAUUGCCAAUGUGGAAUCCAAGUUUGCCAGUGCUAUAUCUGAUUCAGGAGAGAUUAGAGUGGAGGGUAGAGUUAAGGAUGGAGUCCCUCAUUUGACAAAGGUUGGAUCUUUUGAAGUGGAUGUGAGCUUGGAAGGCAGUAUCAUUCUUUGCAGCCAGGUUGAUCAGCCAGGAAUGAUUGGAAAAGUUGGUAGCGUCUUGGGAGAGGAGAACGUGAAUGUCAGCUUCAUGAGUGUUGGAAGAAUUGCUCCAAGAAAACAAGCUGUUAUGGCUAUUGGGGUGGAUGAACAACCCAGCAAGGAGUCACUCAAGAGGAUUGGGGAGAUUCCUGCCAUCCAGGAAUUUGUUUACCUUAAAUUAUAGGGUUGUACUAUCAUUUUCGGACUUUUUUGAAAUCUCUUUGAAGCCAAUUUUGGUGAUUCUGUUGUUCACUAGUAGUAUAGUGUAGGAUAAUAAACAAUUCGGCUGUGCGAUUAGAGGUAUUUACUACAUUGAGUUAUCAACUUUGACAUUUUGUAUUGGCCAAAGUCAUUUAAGCCAUGUUCAAUUGAACACUUCUAGUACUUAAAAUUA